GAGCCCCGCGGUGGCCCGGGACUCAGAAGCUGCCGCUUCUUUCGCUGCACGAGCGCCACCGAGAGAGACAAAGAGACCUCGGCGCCAGCCCUGCCCGGGGGGCUCCCCUCGCAGGCUUCCGGGGCAAUGGCUCGGUCUCCGCGCGACCCCCCUCUCGGGAGCGCAGCUGUCUCCGUCUGACCGCCUCCAUCCCCUUCCCGUUCCGGGCUCUCCUUCACUCCCAGCCCUGGCUCGGCUCUAGUCUCUCUGUCUGUCUGUCUGUCCCAGCGCGCAACCUCCGGCCACCGGCUUGGAUGGACGAGCGGAGGCUGCCCGUGUGUCCAGGGGUCUUGCUUUCGAAGUUGGUCAUGUUCUUUGUCUACGCAGACGAUUGCCUUGCUCAGUGUGGCAAAGACUGCAGAUCUUACUGCUGUGAUGGGACCACGCCCUACUGUUGCUCCUACUACGCCUAUAUUGGGAACAUCCUCUCGGGCACGGCAAUUGCCGGCAUCGUGUUUGGAAUCGUGUUUAUCAUGGGUGUCAUUGCUGGGAUCGCCAUAUGCAUCUGCAUGUGCAUGAAAAACAGCCGUGGGACCAGGGUGGGAGUCAUCAGGGCCGCUCACAUCAAUGCCAUCUCCUCCUAUCCUGUUGCACCGCCCCCCUAUAGUUAUGACCAUGAGAUGGAAUGCCGUGCAGAAUUGCCUCCACCCUACUCCCCGACACCACAGCCUUCAGCACAGCGUUCUCCACCCCCUCCUUAUCCUGGAAAUUCCAGGAAACAAUCGUCCCAGAACAGAAUAUGUGCCAACCUGAGAUCUUUCCCAGAGUAAAAUGCCUACUCAGAAACAGACAGGAUUGCUCUAAGAAAUACUGUUUUGGGUCAAACAAUAUAUCAAGUGGAAUGUUCAGGCUGAGAAAUAUGGGUAUUUUGCCCUUCUCCGAGCUGACCCCAUCUGGAGUUAUUAUGUUUGGUCUGAUGCGACCACAUUUGAAAAGAUCUGCUGAAUCUACGUAAGCACAUUUAUAGAAGAGGAAUGAGAUAGACAAAACAUCUGAAAAGCAUGUUGCUUAAGGAAACUGCACUACUGAGCUUGGAAAAGAGAAGAUUAAUGUAAGACAGGAAAAUAGCCUGGACUACAUAAAGAAACCACUAUAUUCUAUAUUCCAUGCAGCUUUAAAAGUCAGAACUAGAAUUGUUCAUUCCCUCGUUCAUCAAUAAAUGCAGAUCAAGCACGUAAGAACCUACUCUGUGCCUUAUACUGUUUGAAGCACUGGAUGGAAGUGACAGGAAUUUUGGUUUCAGUUAAGAACAGAGAACUUCGAUUUCAGUAUAAGAAAGGGCAUUCAGAGCUUUUGUGAAGCACCCUGUUACCAAGACUUCAAAGAGAACCUGGCUGACCAUCUGGUAGAAACAUGCCCUAGAAGGGACAGCGGAAUCAAAUGGCAGGAAGGUCCACGGGGCCCUCAAAAGUUCUGCUCAUAUUUUAGGUAGGUAGGGGGUAAAUUUCUAUGCCCCCAAGAAUGAAUACAACUGGAACAGUUGAAUCUUAUCUAUUUGAGAGUUAAACAGGAUCAAAGGAAUUCAACAGCUGCUUGAAGCCAAGAGCUUUUCAAUGCUAGCUUCUGCCACCCAGAAAUCAUCUGACUUUAAUUAGACUAUUAUGACAAAGGUUAUUCCUUAUUCCAACUGGGGGAAAAACUUGUGUCAAGUUCCAUAAGCAACAGAUGCUUCACUCCAGAUUCAAAGAUUAGAAGCCAAAUAUUCCCACGGGGUUUUAUUUCAGGAAGUAAAUAUCUCAGGACUUGACCAUGAAGAUACAUAAGUUUAUAAAAGAGGAAAAAAUGAAGAUUGGAUUCUGUUCUGUGUAAUUCCAUUUGUAGGUAGCUCGGACAAAUUUCUGUUUCUCUUUUGUGAUAUUUUGAUAAUCUAUUCCCUUGAAAGAAUUGUAAUUAAUGGAAAGUUUAAGCUAUCAAAUUGUAGCCUUUUGCCAAAACCCAAAUGUUAUGAAGUGCCUAUCUUUAGGUGUAAAAGUUGUUAGUAAAUAAUUCUAAUGUGCCAUAUUUUGCUGCAAGUAACCUUACAUUUAUAUUUUUAUGUUGGUCCCUUCCAUGUAUUUAAAAUUGACAUUGAGGAAAUUUUAGAAAUAGUUGAUUAAAUGUUUGUAUCACUUGCAAUUAAGUCUAAAAUUUUUAAUCUAAUAUCAUUAUCAUGAUUCAGUGUAAUCCCAAAACAAUGCUAAGAAUUUUUCUGAAUAAAACAAUUAAAAGAAAUACUUUAAUGUAUAUAGUGCCUGUAUUUGUAGCUAGGAAAUUUAGGAGCUAAUAUAACAAGCAUAUUCUACUUUCAAAUACAUGAAUCUGACAACAUGGUUUCACUGCCAGUGAGAUCUAAAAGCUAGAUUUGUUUUGAAUGACUUGCUUGAUUUUCAGGCACUGAUUUUUUUUUUAUGAAGAUGCAAUGCAUUCAAGAGUUCCAGACUACUGUAAUGACUGAGAUUUUAGCACAAUUUUAACAGUACAUAUGCUUUCAUGUAUCUCUCUUCUGAAAGUGUGAUCAGACCCAAUUACACCAUAGCUAUGCAGCUCAAAGUGCCAGGGUCUCUGUGACUUGCAGAAUGUUGGUUGCAAAUGCACCAUAUAUUUCUUAAGAAAAACAGAGAAGAAAAGAUGAGCGGAAGUUGAAUUCUCAUCAUCUUCACUGUCAAUAAACAUUUAUUGCAUACUUCCUAUGUUCUGCAAACAUUACCCACAUAGCCAUUUCAGUGCACAUCAUCUCUCUUCUUUGAGGUGUUUUAUGGCCUCCCAUCAGGUAUAUCAUGGACCCAUAGAUCUACAAUAGAUGAGUAUUUUUAUUAUUUGUAUUUAGUGUUACCAUAGCAUAAAUGUGCACAUUAUCAGUAUAGACUUUUGGAGUUCACUGAUUAUUUUCAUACAUGACACAUUUUGGGGGGAAACAGUAUAUCAUGUGAAAGCUUUGAAUUACGGUUAUUUAAAAAUGAAUGUAUUUGCUAAGGCCAAAAUGUUUACAAUAAGCAAAUAAAAUGGAACAAUCCAUUAUAAUAUGGGUUAUAUUUUAA
Messenger RNA from Hipposideros armiger (great roundleaf bat), 3056 nucleotides. RefSeq names its product cysteine and tyrosine rich 1 (gene CYYR1). The coding region runs from base 294 to 809 and encodes 171 amino acids. The transcript is spliced from 4 exons. The record is from RefSeq and is a predicted model, not a curated record. NCBI's taxonomy places the organism in Eukaryota, Metazoa, Chordata, Mammalia, Chiroptera, Hipposideridae.